This is a messenger RNA of Equus quagga, 2061 nucleotides long. RefSeq names its product mitochondrial translation release factor in rescue (gene MTRFR). Bases 992 to 1639 code for a protein of 215 amino acids. Gene Ontology annotation, cellular component: mitochondrion. NCBI's taxonomy places the organism in Eukaryota, Metazoa, Chordata, Mammalia, Perissodactyla, Equidae. The transcript has 3 exons. Gene Ontology annotation, molecular function: translation release factor activity. Gene Ontology annotation, biological process: translational termination. The record is from RefSeq and is a predicted model, not a curated record.
GCCAGUCUUCCUCAGCAAGAAAAAAAAAAAAAGCAUUGGCAGAUGUUAGCUCACUGCUAAUCUUCCUCAAAAAAAAAUUUCAGAGUGUGGGAAUUGUCUUUGCCUAAUUGGACUACAGAGAAGCUUUAUAAGUAUGUAUAAAUAUGUAUUAAGUAACUGUUCAUCUAAUCUAAACCUCCCCUGCCCCAUACUGGAGAUUUUGCACUGCUUGUAUGCAAGCCUACACCACUAUUUCAUGGCCUUGCAAGGAUAUGAUUACAAUAUGAUUUUACUAUAACAUCAAAUUGCUCCAGUAUUUCUCUUUUGCUUUGAAAGCUUCAAAUUGACAGCUUUUGAGUGGAGAUCUUUCACAUUAAUUGGGAUAAGAUCAGGCUAUUCAGUAAUAAUGGCUGCUAAUGGCGUGAAGCCUUUUGUGUCUAUUAACCAGGGUGUUCCUUUGUGUCAUUGAUUUUUAUAUCCAAACAGUUUGUCAUUUGGGGGGGCCAGUUCUCCACAGCAAAAAAUGAAGAACUCUAAAACUUUAAAUCUGUAGUUUAACCAUUAAACGUGGAAGUGAUUGAGUAUACUCUUAAAUAUGAAUUUUUUCAUCUUUCUUGUCCUUCAUGAUUUUUCCUACUAUAUUAGAUAAUUUCUAAAGAUCUCUAUGUUUAAAGUAGAACUUGCUUCAAUGAACGUGGUUUUAUCUUUCAACUUGAACCUGCUGGGAAGUCAAGCUGUAUUCUUGGCAUCAUGAUUUUCUCCGUGGCACCCGAUUUCAAAGACCACAAUUAUGACCUCACCAAACUGCAUGUCUUUGAUAAUUUCAUGGCUUCCAAGUACUUCUUAAAUGGGACCAUACCGAGUAAAGUAGUUUGCAGAUCACUAUGCUAGAUACCUUUUCACUCGGAGCUCUAAAACAAAAAGUCCAUGAAACAAUCAGCUUGCAGACUGGGUUUAUGGGGUAAGACCCCAAUUGAUGUGGUGAGUUUGUCCAGGUUUCUUCAGCUGUGUCAUGGAAGGAUCCGAAGUGCACCUAAGUGAUUUACAUUUGUGGCGACAUGUACGGUGUUGUUCUCACCCUCAGUGGUAUUACCUCCAUUUUACAGACGAGGAAGCGUGGCCAGAGUGGCACGGUCCUGAACAAGCAGAGCCCCUCUCUAUGAGUACCUCGGGUUUAUUUCGCUUUCCUGCACCACUGACCAGAAUAUGCACAGUGUCGUGGGGACUCCGGCUUUGGGAGAGGCCAACAUUGUUAUCCCCAGGAAGAGCAGUCACUCGGGUCCAGAUGGCAGGCAAGAAGGACCGCCCUGCUCUGCCUUCCCUGGACGAGAGUGAGCUUGAAGAGCAGUUUGUGAAAGGACAUGGGCCGGGUGGCCAAGCGACAAACAAAACAAGCAACUGCGUGGUGCUGAAGCACAUGCCCUCAGGCAUCGUCGUCAAGUGCCAUCAGACACGAUCAGUUGAUCAAAACAGAAAGCUAGCUCGGAAAAUCCUACAAGAGAAAGUGGAUGUUUUCUACAAUGGGGAAAACAGUCUUGUAUACAAGGAAAAACGAGAGUCAGAGAAGAAAAAGCAAGAAAGGAAAAAAAGAGCAAAGGAAACCCUAGAAAAAAAGAAACUCCUUAAAGAACUCUGGGAAUCAAGUAAAAAUGUCCACUGAGUAAAAAUGUCCAGAUUCUGACUAAAACACUGCCAGAAGCUUUCAAGGAAUAAUGGUGGUGAGUUCCAUCACCAGCAUUAUUAUGGAGCUUUGAAAGAAAGAUCUUUGACAGACUUAAAAGACCUUAAAGUUUUUCAAUGGUGGUCUAAGUUGUAGUGAAUGGAGAUGCACAGUUCAAGAAUAAAACUGUAAAGCAGCACGAGGAAGUCAUCACUUAAAAGGCUAGCGGCGACUGUGGGAGGGGGAGGGCCGUCCACGGCAUGCCGUACUGGGAGGGGCCUCCGGGGUCACCGACAGUUCUAUUUCUUGACCUGGGCGGUAGGGAGAAGGAUGUCGCCUUAUUUUUUCAAGCUAUACAUUUGUGUGAUUGUAGCUUGUUUUAUUAUCAAAGGUUAGAAAUAAAAAUAUUUUUUUAAAGCAUA